Molecule: messenger RNA, 2146 nt
Organism: Octopus bimaculoides (California two-spot octopus)
Lineage: Eukaryota; Metazoa; Mollusca; Cephalopoda; Octopoda; Octopodidae
Product: cytosolic endo-beta-N-acetylglucosaminidase
Biological process (GO): protein deglycosylation
Cellular component (GO): cytoplasm
Molecular function (GO): mannosyl-glycoprotein endo-beta-N-acetylglucosaminidase activity
Source: RefSeq, a predicted model, not a curated record
UUACCGCCCCUUGUAUCGUCCAACGUGUUUGUUUACAUAAGCGAGUGCUCGGUUUCAGUUUGUUUUAUUUUUUAGUAUAAAAUAUUUAAAAGUAGAUGAAUCUUUCUAAUUUUUAGCAUACUUCAUUUAUUUUUGUUAUAUUUCCCAUUUUCAUAAUAUAUUUUUAUAAUUAUACGUCAUUUUCUUUGCCAUGGAAGCUGGAGCUUAUGAAAAUGCACUUCCUAUCUGUUCACCACUUACAACCCUACAGCAGUUACUAGAAUGGACUCAAGGUUCUGACAGUGUAUGUGUGUCCAAGCAGCCCCUGUUGCCUCGUAUUUGCUAUCCUAGCCGACCUCUCACCUUGGUCUGCCAUGACAUGAUGUCAGGUUAUUUAGAAGACAAGUAUCUUCAGAAUGUUGUUAAAGAAGAUGGUUAUCGUUUCUUCAGUUGGCAGUAUUUGGACUUGUUUGUGUACUUUAGUCACCACUUCAUCACCAUUCCACCAGUAGGCUGGGUGUCUUCAGCUCAUUGUAACCGUGUUCCCAUUCUAGGCACAGUGAUUACUGAACACUCUGAAGGAGCUGAAAUCUGUAAGCAGUUAUUAUAUUCACAAGAAAGUUAUGAAAAUGCUGCACGAAAGUUAGUUGAAAUAGCCAAGUUUUACAACUUUGAUGGCUGGUUGCUAAACAUUGAAAAUGUUAUCCAGUUAGAGGACAUUCCAAAACUGGCGGGAUUUGUUUCAUGCCUCAGUACAAUGAUGUCAGAUGCUAUACCACAUGCAAAGGUCAUUUGGUAUGAUAGUGUCACGAAAGAUGGCUUCUUGAAUUGGCAGAACGAGCUUAAUUUAAAGAAUGAAUUAUUCUUUGACAAGUGUCAUGGAAUAUUCCUGAAUUAUUGUUGGAACGAAGAGGGUCUAAAGAGAACCAAGAAAAUUUGCACCCAGAAAGAUCGUAUGUAUGAUGUAUUUGUUGGAAUUGAUGUCUUUGGACGUGGUUGUUAUGGUGGUGGUGGUUACAGUUCAAACAAGGCUUUGAAAAUAAUUCGUGAUGUAGGACUGUCAGCUGCUAUUUUUGCCAAUGGUUGGGUUUUUGAGUGCCAAAGUGUUAAAAACUUUCUUCAGAAUGAAAUCAGGUUUUGGUCUCUGCUGCAUCCCUUAUGUUCAGUACAUGGCCCAUCUUCUUUGCCAUUGUCAACUUCCUUCUGCCAUGGCUAUGGACAUAAAUACUUUCUAAAUGGAAAGUGCCUUUCCAAUAAAGAAUGGAUCAGUAUAGGAAUGCAACAGAUACAACAAGUCCAAACUUCUUUGAGCUUUAACGAUGAAGUUUUUUCCCAAAUGUAUCAAGAGGAUGGUUUUAUUGGUGGUGGUUGCUUGAAAAUUUUAAAACCAGUUCCAGGAAGUCAGAGUUACAUGUGCAGUAUCUUCCAUUGUAAUGUGACAGUGAAUAAGAAAUUAUUAGUCAGUUAUUGUGUGAAACCAUUAAUAGAACCCAUCAGACAGGAGAGCCUGCAACUAACAUUCACUAGAAAAGACGGUAAACAAACAAAAGUCAUUUUUGUGGCAGGUUCACAUUAUUAUCCAGUGGAACUUCAAAAGAGUGAAGUGAAGAGGAUUCUUGAAAAUGCAGAUAUCUGUCUUCUUCCUGAAAAUGGAUCCAAUGGUUGGAAACAACAUUAUUUCUUGGUGGAAGAGAACAAACGUCCAUGUCAACUGACUGAUAUCAGUAUUGGAUUAUACCAGAAAACAAUGGAACCUUUUGGCUUUCUACUUGGUCAAAUUCAGGUCAUUCCUAUCAAUGAGUCUCAAAGAUAUUCUGUCAACAUCACUGACUUACAAGCCAAACACAUGGUUCAUUUUCGGCAGAUCAUCAUAGAUUGGAACUGUACUGAUUUGUCACUGGUACACUACUACAACAUUUAUAUUGCAAUUUCAAAUAAACAACCGGAACUUGUUGGACAGAGCAUCACCUGCAAGCAUGUGUACUCACUACAAGAGGAACAGCAGAGUUGCAAUUUAACAGUAACUGUACAACCAGUGAUGAGGAAUGGCUGGGUGGCACCCAUUAACAGUUGUUCUUUUGUGGAAGUUGAAGAGUAAUCUUUCAACUCCUAAUAUUUGUUUCUGUUUGUUAAAGCAAAAAGUUAUUUUAAAUGACUUUUAUAUCCA